UCGCAGCGCUUGAAAGUCUCGAAAGUGUCGGUAUCGGGCUUGCCGGUUGUAAUCACCUUAAUGGCCGUAAAUUCUCACAAGACGUGCGCUUAUCUCAGUAAUCAAAAACAAUUGUUUUUCAAUUGUCGUUUCCAGCUUCGUGCGCCGUCGUCUGUUCGGACAGCUUCAAUUUGGUUAGUCACUGCACUAGCGCGGAUAUCUUGCUGAUAUUGCUGAUAGUGUUGGCUCGAGAUACGGCUUAUUUGCAUUAGUUUUUUCAGCGCGCUUCUCGCAUUCUAGCCGCAAUUAGCGUUAUUAUUUUUUUUGCGAACUGGAACUGAAACUGAAACUGUGUGAUUAUCAUUCAACUGAAAUUGUGUACUGAGCAGCAAAACGUUGGAUCUCAGUGACUUUUUAUCUACAUAUCUUUUAUAAUGAAGUUAAAUAAGAUAAUGUGAUUAAGAGAUAGUAAAUGAAUACUUGUUGAGCACGGACGCAUGUGUUUCGGCAACUAAAUACACGAAAGUUGCAUUUAAAACUUGCGAUAAAUGAACACAGCAAAAAUAAAUGUUUAAAAAAUACACAUAACUACGUCAGCAGGAUUCAAGAACUGCAGAAAAAAUUGGAAAAACGAUUGCUCAGCAUUAGCUUUAGUCACAAGCAGUCCGACAACAGUUCGGCCCACGAUAACUCCUCGAACUUCUCUUAGCGACACUUUCACCGAAAGUCGCGUUGCAACUAUACGAAAAUGCCACCGCAAACAACUUAUUGGAAAGUGUUGACGCGCCGAAAAGUUUUGCCCAAUGAGGGCACGGAGUCUGAUACGAAGCUGAAUCGUGUGCUCGGCUUAUUCGAUCUGACCGCGCUGGGCGUUGGUUCAACCUUGGGCGCAGGCGUUUAUGUGUUAGCUGGGCAAAUAGCACGCGAUCAGGCGGGACCCUCUGUGAUGCUGUCGUUUGCAAUCGCCGCACUGGCUUCCUUACUAGCAGGCAUUUGUUAUGCGGAGUUUGGCGCGCGUGUGCCCAAAGCCGGUUCGGCUUAUGUCUACAGCUAUGUUUGUAUCGGUGAGUUUGCGGCCUUUGUCAUCGGCUGGAAUCUGAUGUUGGAGUAUAUUAUCGGCACGGCCAGUGUUUGUCGUGGCAUCAGUCUCUAUUUGGACACGUUAAUCAACGAUACGCUCAAGCACACCUUCGCCGAGAUAGCGCCAAUUAACGUUAGUUUCCUCGGCAGCUACUUCGAUUUCUUUGCAUGCGGUCUAGUCAUUGUUUUUGGUGUUGCUUUGGCCUUUGGCGUGGAGACUUCAGCGCUGGCUAAUAACUUCUGCACGAGCCUCAACAUCUUCAUACUAUUGUUUGUGAUAAUUUUUGGUGCUAUCAAAGCGAAUUUCGCCAACUGGUCUAUCGAUCCGCAAGCCAUCAACGCCACCACCACCGCAACGGACAACAUCGGCGCCGGCGGUUUCUUUCCGUUUGGCUUCGCAGGCACACUAAAAGGCGCCGCCACGUGCUUUUUUGGUUUUGUUGGCUUCGACUGCAUCGCUACUACCGGCGAAGAGGUGCGCAAUCCGCGCCGCAACAUACCACGUUCCAUCCUGCUAUCGCUGUUGAUCAUAUUCCUUUGCUAUUUCGGCGUCUCAACAGUGCUGACACUGAUGGUGCCCUACUACGAGCAAGACCCGAAUGCGCCACUGCCAUUUGCUUUCAAACAAGUCGGCUGGACGUUCGCCAUGUGGAUCGUGGCGAUCGGUGGACUGAUCGGUUUGUUAGCCAGUUUAUUUGGCGCCUUGUUUCCAUUGCCGCGCGUCAUGUACUCCAUGGCCGAUGAUGGUUUACUAUUUCGGUUUUUGGGCAAGAUCAGUCCGCGCUUUCGCGUGCCGGUUAAUGGUUCGAUCUGCGCCGCCAUAUUCACAGCGCUCAUGGCGGGUUUGUUCGAUCUGCAGCAGCUGGUUAGUCUCCUGUCAAUCGGCACUUUACUGGCCUACAGCGUGGUGGCCAUUUCAAUUACCAUACUCAGGUACAUGGAGUCUGCUGAUUCUGCGGAUUGUGAAAGCGGUAAUCAACCAUUAACCGAAAACUCCAUGCUCACAUCCUCGGGUACACGAGUCACCGCUAAAGCUGUAUUACUACAAUUGUUCAACAUCAAGCAUCUGAGCACACCAAACUCGCUUUCGACGCGUAUCGUUGGCACCUUAAUAACAGUAUUUUGUCUUCUCUCACUAUUCAUCGGUCUGAUAUUCAAAGAAGCUUAUGAUGCGCUGCUCGAAAACCAACUGUGGGUGCUUGUUCUAUUGCCCAUUUUAGUGUUAUUUGCUAUACUGACGCUGGUCAUGAUUUGCGUGCAACCCCGUGAGCCAGUCAUAAAAACAUUCCGCGUUCCCAUAGUGCCGCUUUUACCAGCCAUUAGCGUGUUUAUUAACAUCUACCUCAUGUUGCAGCUGGAUGUGAUGACUUGGAUCCGUUUCGGUAUAUGGAUGUUGAUUGGCAUACCAAUAUUCAUUGCUUGUUGGUGCAUGUAUGACAUUGGUGAUGUCACCAAGCGGAAUCCCGAGCGCGUGGCAUUUGAGCGCGCCUUGAAAGAGAGUACGCGCAACGCAAAACCGUCAGCCAAUGGGCAUUUAAACAAGCAUAUGAAAACAAAUGGUGUGCUAAAGAAGUCGAAGAGCGCCAAUGGCGUGUCGAACAACAACACUUUAAGCGCACAAAAUGAACACACGGUGAAGAGUCUAGACGAAAUUAUGAAUAUGAAUGAGGUCAGCGACGACUUGAUCGAGAUGCGACAUAAUGGCAAAGUUUUCUACAUUGAAGACAAUCGCAGUCACUCGUCGAAAAAUUCACUGGAUAAGUCAGAUGGCGAGAAAGAUGGCACGCGUGAGGAUGAAAAGUCUGUGAUAGCAAUGCUGGACGAUGUGUUGCAAGCGGCGGAUGUCGGCACUACAAUAACAUCCAAUAUGCCGGACUAUCGCAAAUUUAGCGUGGAUUCCGAAAUGCUGCCGAGCGUGAUCGAAAUGAACACGAUAGCGACAGUGCACACCAGCAGCAACUCAUCGGACGAUUUGGAAGCGGUGCCCGAGGUGGAAAGCGGCAAGGGCUCCAGCUGCAGCAGCCUUAGCAGUGGUACUGAGCGUUUCACCGCCACGCAAGCAGCUGCCAAGCAAUUAGUUGAUGACAUACUCAACAGCGCUGAGCUUACGGAAGCUUUGACACGCCAAAAAUCACUAAACGAAGCGGUGAAUCUGCAGUUUUCGAAUGGUGAAAUAGAUAAUAAUGAAACAAAUCUCCAAAACACUAAUAUUUCAACUGAUAGCGGUGUGGGUAAGCCAAACCGCACGGAAGAGAAUGAUAGCAGUGAAUUUAAGUCAAAAAGCACGGAAGAGAAUGUGUCACUCGCACGCAAGAACUCCAAAUCAUCGUUACUCUCCAUUGAUGAUCCCAUACAUUCCGAAAACUUUAAGAAUAAGCUAAGUAAAAUUCUAAUGCUCCCACCGGUACAAGUAACGCCGCACAAAACUCCGCAAAAGGAGCAAACACAAGCAGAUAAACCGGCCAGGGCAAACUCCUCACCGCGACCGCAGCUCAAACAUUCCAAAAGUGAAACGGACCUACGCCAACUUGUAUUGCAAGCAAUUGUAAAUACAGGAUUAGCCGAAUCAAACGACGAAACCGCACCGUCCGAUGCAAAUUUUAACGGUAUACCGAAACCACCGAAAUUUGAUCCAAUACUCUACAAAACAAUCAAUAACCUGCGUUCCAACAAAGAACGACCCAGUUUACAGCGACUAAUGGAAGCCAACGAAACGCCACAGGCGCCUACACAAACAGCCGAACCAAUGGAAGAGGCGGCACUGCCAUUUAAACAAAAGCUAGAAGCCGUGCUGAAACGCGGGCCAUCGCAUCGCCUGCAACAGCGUCCCGAGGCAGUGCCAAUACGUCGACCCAAGUCCGUCGAGCCAAUAACAGUGCAAGAAGUAGCCGAGGAGCAAUCAAUGCUUAGGCCCAAAUCAACUGGCACUGCGGCUGGUAGCAUUGCACGUUCGGAAAACAAUCUCGCGACCAAAAUUAACGCCGACGACGCCGCGAAUGUGAUAACGAACGCACGCAGCUUACUGAAACACGUACCAAACGGCACCGUCGAGCUGUAUGGAUAGCAGACAAUCGUUGCACGCCAAACUUUAUAACGGAUAUUUACAUGCAUACAUAUUGUAGAUGUGUAUGUGUGUGCCUAAACCCUACUUAGCAGGGCAUACUAUAUGUAUUAGCGUAUUCAAACCUAUAUACUGCAUUUUAGUAUUGUAGUUGUUAAAGAUAUUUAUUGUUGGAAUUUAUUAAACAAAUAUUUAGUCACAAAUACUUAAAAAGCUCAAGUAACUGGCUCAAAGCCUUAGUGUAAGCUCGUUGUUGUAGGCGUAGACACUCGUUAGCUUAAAUACUAUUUUAUUCUAUAGGUGUAAUACAUAACUGUAUUUGUAUUGUUAUUGUUGAUAAGUACACAAACACUUAUAUAUUAAGCUAAGCCAUAUAAGCGCAGCUUUGAAAAGCUCACAACGUGCACAAAAAAGCUUAUUGGAGAUUUCGUUUUAUAUACGUAUUUUUAUACCCUGCACAGAAUAUAUUAAAUUUGCCACCCAGCAGGUAACCUCGGGACCAUAUAAAAUGUAUAUAUUGGAUAUAUAGUCGGAAAAGUCUUUUCGUAAUUAGUCAAUAUAUCUCGUUGCAGUCGUA
This is a messenger RNA of Bactrocera tryoni, 4697 nucleotides long. RefSeq names its product cationic amino acid transporter 2. The transcript is spliced from 10 exons. Bases 728 to 4123 code for a protein of 1131 amino acids. Gene Ontology annotation, cellular component: plasma membrane. Gene Ontology annotation, biological process: transmembrane transport; amino acid transport. Lineage: Eukaryota; Metazoa; Arthropoda; Insecta; Diptera; Tephritidae. Gene Ontology annotation, molecular function: amino acid transmembrane transporter activity. The record is from RefSeq and is a predicted model, not a curated record.